AUGGCGGAAGCCAGUGCCCGUCCACGAGUUUUAAUCCUGGGUGGUACAGGGUUUAUAGGAAGAAAUCUGGUGUCAUACUUGGUUAAGAAUAAUCUGAUUAGUAAUGUGAGAGUUGCUGACAAAGUGCCACCUCCCAUGGCAUGGCUUAGUCCCAGACACAAGGAGAUAUUUGCUAUGCCUCAAGUAGAAUUCAAACAUUCCAAUCUUAUAAACCCAAAGUCAGUAGAGAAUGCUUUUGCGGACCCUGAUGGAGAGUUUGAUUAUGUGAUAAACCUGGCUGCUGAAACUAAAUAUGGACAGACUGAUCCUGUAUAUCAAGAAGGCGUGGUCAGAUUAAGUGAUAACUGUGCCCAAGAGGCAGCUAGACGUAAUAUUAAAAGAUAUAUAGAGUUUUCUGCUGGUCAGAUGAAUUCUUCAGAAAAGAAACCAUGUAAAGAAGACUGCAAAUGUUCUCCUUGGACCAAACUUGCCAAACACAAGUUAUUAGUAGAAAAUCAUCUUCAAAACAUUCCAGAUCUGAAUUUUGUAAUUAUACGACCUGCUAUAGUGUAUGGUAUUGGUGAUAGAAAUAGCUUAACUCCAAGAUUACUUAUCGGUGCUAUAUACAAAUACAUCAGACAGAAGAUGAAGAUGCUUUGGACCAAGGAUUUAAAAAUGAAUACAGUCCAUGUUGAUGAUGUUUGUCGAGCUGUUUGGCACCUUUGCCUGCAUGGUCAGAACAGGGAAAUAUAUAAUGCGGUGGACGAAGGCCAUACUACCCAAGGAAGAAUCAGUGAGUUAGUGUCAGAAAUCUUCAGCAUUAACUGUUCCUUUGUAGGAUCAGCUUUAUCCAAUAUAGCUCAGGUUAACAUGUCUAGUGUAGUGGAAGAAAUAAAUGAUAAACACAUGGAGCCCUGGGUAGAUGCCUGUCAGAAAGACAAUAUAGAAAACACUCCACUUAAUCCAUUUAUAGAUCAGGAACUUCUCUACAAUAAACAUGUACACUUAGAUGGUUCCAAGUUAAAACAGACUGGGUUCCAGUACAACAUUCCAGAACUUAAAACAGAUCAUCUGAAAGAGAUGUUAGAAGAUUUUCUUCAGAUGAAACUUUUCCCAUUGUCACUCUUGUCUGGAGACGUAGUAUGGACGGGUGAAGAGAAAUCGUUAGACUUUGAAGAUGGAACAGAAGAGGAGGAAAAAUCUUAAUGUUUAUGACUUUGGCUCAAGUGAUUACAUAGUUCAAGGAUAUACUGUUUUACAAAAAAGACAAGUGUUUCUAAAAUGCUAUUGGUUAACCUAUUGAGGACCAUAAUUAACCAAGUGAUGAUUUAUAAAGAUCAGUGGCUAAUUUCACCAAAAAUCCUACGAGGAAAAAUACUUGUAAGUCAUGUUGUAAGUCAAUAUACUGUGGACUCAUUAUUAUAUACGAUACCAAUUUUCCUCUACUAAGAGGCAUAGGUAAACUCCAAAUUUUAAAUAUUCAACAAAGUAUAAAUUUUCAGACUUUGGCAAAACCAUAAAAACAAUAAUCUACAAAAAAUAUAUUUUUCCUCAAACCAUGAAAAAUAUGUUUUCCCUCAAUCCACGAAAAUUGAUACAAACGAAAUUAAAUGAAUCCACAGUAACUAACAAUUAUUUUUUGUCAGAAGAUUUUUUGUGAAAGAGCCCAAGGAUGUUGAACAAUAAUUGAUUUUACUACUCUUGAACAAUGCAUUUGUCCAAAGUAAACAGAUUAUUUAUAGGGUUUUUUAAAUUAUAAAUAUUUUACUGCAAUUUCUAUUUUGGUCCACAUGUUUGUAAUCAAUAUCACCAAACAAAAGAUGAGAAGUGAUUUGCCAUAUAUCUUUGUUAAACAGUAUAUGCCUUAAUUACAUAGCCUUGCAAGCCACACAUGGAAAGGUUAAAUUUUCAGUAAAAGUUUUAGAAAAAACUUGAAGUUCCCACAAAAUAUUGCAUCACAAUUUAAAACAUUUGAUGUCAUAAUUAAAAAGUGAUUGUUGCAUGACAUCUGAAGGUUAUUCUGAGACAAUUCAUUUAAAUACCCAAUAGGUUGAAUACGUCUUUUGAGGUUUCCAAAAUAUAUAAGAAUUUUUAAAAGCUUCAAUUUGAACAAAGUUAAUACAAAUUGUUUAUGGCUUUAAUGAGAGAAAAGUUAACACAAAAUUUUAAAGCUUUGAUGUUAUUAGGGCUUUUCCAGAAUUAAUUGAAUGAGUGAGGGCAUGUCAGAAGGCUCUUUUAUUAAAAUUUGAUGGACGGUGGUAAUUUUAGACAGAUAGCCUUAACAAUUAUAUGAAAUAAUCAAUUAAUACUUUAUGCAUGGCAGGGUUAAAUAAAAGGUGCCUUCCGACCCCCCCUCCUGUAAGCCCAUAGGACAGUUGACAAUUCACAACAAUCAUUUUGCAAAGGAAUAAAUUCAAAAAAAAAUUUCUAGAUUUGAUAAU
Molecule: messenger RNA, 2420 nt
Organism: Mytilus californianus (California mussel)
Lineage: Eukaryota; Metazoa; Mollusca; Bivalvia; Mytilida; Mytilidae
Exons: 12
Coding region: 1-1185 (394 amino acids)
Source: RefSeq, a predicted model, not a curated record